GUGGGAGCAUAAAAACUGGGGUCAUCAAGUCUACGAGUGUUUGCGUGUGUGUGCGUUCUCACCUGGAACAGGAAGCGGUCGUUGAACUCCGGGUCGGGCCCGGUGCCACCUGGCCCUGGCCUGGCGGGGGCGUCGGUCGUCUGGCAGCAGACGGAGCUGCACCAGGGUGACGUUGUCGUGGAAACGAGGCGGGAGGUUGCCCAGGCGGCGCAAGGAGACGGCCAGCUGCUCGCUGCCGUGACGCAGCAGUGGUGACCUACUCUGAACGAAGAGAGAUCCCCGAUGGGCCAGAAUGUCCCUGCGAGCCUCCGUCUUCAUCACCUCCGCCUUCUCCUCGCUCUCCUCCGUGUCGCUCUGAGACGUCGUGAAGCGAGGCGGCAACGUGAACGGGAUCUCGCCGGGCCUUCAUCGCAGAAAAAAUACACAACACGACAUUGUGGAUGUCCAAAGGCAAGCGGCGCUUGUGAACCAAAGGACACAUUGUCAUGUACAAAUGUGCACAGCUGGGUUAAAAGUCCGCUUAAAGACAGAACAUCACCAGGCCCAGUAGGACAAGAAGAAAAAGAAGCAGCACCAGACGUCCUGCAGCGAGGCCGACCGGAACCAUCGGACCUAAAGCGCAUGACACGCAGACACAAAGUUAAGCAGUGCAGGAGCUCGCAUGACAUGUUUGUUCACCUGAAAUUGUUAUUGCCAUGGCGAUGAGGCCUGUACGACCGGCUUCCGAGAUCUACCCGUCAGUGUGCUGUUCCGUCAGUCCGUCCGUGUCCUACUCCAGCUUGACAGUGAUGGAGGGACCCGAGGACGACGGCGAACCCCACACGCCCAUCUUCUCCAUCUCCAAGAGCUCCAUGGACGUCUUCAAGCGCGACCCGGUGUGGACCGCCGUGGAUCUACGCCGCAGCUCCAGCGUCAACGUCGAACAGGGCCCUCUGCAGCAGCUGCACGGGUGGCGGCGCGUGGGCAGCCUGCAGUCACCUGACCCCCACAACUCGCCCGCCCUCAGCGAGCGCUGGGUGGCCAACAUGAGGCGCUGGAGCCGGUGCAGCGGCGGGAGCGGCGCGCACAGCCGCAGCAGCACGCCCGACACGGUGGUGUGGGGUGGAGGGACGUCGCGGCCCUGCAGCCUGGCGCGGGACGCGCCCUGCUGCGCCGCGCCUGCCUCCCCGACCACCCACGCCUCCUCGCCAUUCAUCUCCCCGCUGCUGACGCCCACUAUGCCAUCUGUGGAUCUCUGCACCUCGUCCCCGGUGUCCCCUCUGCCGUCCCCCACCGUGCUGUUCCCUGAGCAAGGAGACUCCGAAGGGUCCCCUCUGACGUCCACCACCCCACCGCUGAAGCCCUUUUUCCGGGUGACUAGCACAGAGAAUGACGCCUACCCGGGUAACCGCUUGCUUUAUUUCCAGUAUCCCUCCCCGAUGGCGUCCUCCGUGUGCUCAGAGGAAGGUGCGUCGCUGUCCCCCGGAGGCCUAACUGAAGAGGAGACGGCGCCGAUGUCCGAUCCCCGAGCGCGAGUGACAAGUUCAGCGGAUGAGGACCAAGAACCGGAUGAAGGAGCGUCGGUGUGCCACCUCCAGUUGCCGUGGCAACCGCAGCCGAGAAGGCCGCCGCUGGUCUCCUCCCUAAGCGACUCGCUUCUGGGUGAGGGGUGUAGAUGGUCCAGAGGAGGCCUUCAAAGGGAGCCCUUCUUCAAGGCGAAGGCUCGUCGGGAAGUGGUUGACGCGGCCGUGCAGACGCUCUCCCCCGCGGGCUCCUGGUUGGACCUCCGCAGGAACACCUCCCACUCCCCCCUGGGCUCGCCGCCCGGAUCCAAGCUGGAACUGAAGGCCUCGGUUGGUUCUAACUCCAACCUGGUGUCGACGUCCUCCAGCAUGUUCCCAACGGGAGAGGACGAAGAGGAGGAGGGGAAGCCAAAAGAUGUUCUGGAGCGCAGAAGGUCAAGUCUGAAGGCCGGGGAGGAGAAAAAGGAGCUGGGGGAGAGGAGGAGGAGCAGCAUGAAGCAGGUGCAGUGGGACGAGGACGGGAUGACGUGGGACGUCCACGGCAUGUCCGUGGAGCCGGAGGUGCUGAGCACAGCCAUACGAAAGCACCUGGAGCUCCACAACAGUCCCCAAGCCGGCAAACGACCCUCCAAGAAGAAGACCAAAGCACCCAAACCUCAUGCUCCUCCCGCUUCUCCUCCUGCGGCGCUCCCCGACGUGACCCCUCCGACACGGGACGGGGGAGGCAAAACGGAGGAGGCGCCUCGCGAAGCAAGCAGAGCGGAGGGAGGAGAAGCUGGAAAUGACGGCAUUUCAAAAUCCCCCUCGCUCUCGCGCGGGACCAUCCGGAAGAGGAGCGUGAUGAAGUCACUGAGACCAGGGUGGUGUGGAGGCUUGAAAAAGGAAGAUGACUAAGAUAAAAAAAAAAAAAAAAAGAUGAGAUAUAUUGAUCCUGCUGCGGGGAAAUUCACUGGUUACAAAGCAAAGGACAGUGCAAGAGAUUUAAAAUGUAUAGAAUAUAAUGAAAAAGAAACAUUAUAAAAAUAAACAGAUGAGAGAAAAGUUUUGAGCAUUACUUUAAAACAGCAAUAUUGUGUUACACAAAUAUAUCUUGCACUGUGUUUUCAUACACAUACUGUAAGUGGUAUUGAAAGUGUUUGUUUUUUUUAAUUACUAACUGACUAAAUG
Messenger RNA from Phyllopteryx taeniolatus (common seadragon), 2669 nucleotides. Its product is annotated as G protein-regulated inducer of neurite outgrowth 1. The record is from RefSeq and is a predicted model, not a curated record. The coding region runs from base 696 to 2396 and encodes 566 amino acids. Lineage: Eukaryota; Metazoa; Chordata; Actinopteri; Syngnathiformes; Syngnathidae. The transcript has 4 exons.